Molecule: messenger RNA, 1314 nt
Organism: Microthlaspi erraticum
Lineage: Eukaryota; Viridiplantae; Streptophyta; Magnoliopsida; Brassicales; Brassicaceae
Source: the annotation of a GenBank genome assembly
AUGAGAGCUUCUCCGGCAGCAAUACUCUCACUCUCAGUCUCCUUAACCAUUCCACUACCUCUUGCUUCAAUCAAAACUCGUUUCUCCGGCGAACAUCUUCGAUUCAAACAAAAUGUUUCCAGUAAUCAGAGUUUCUCACGGCCAGGACGUCUCGUCUCACAGAAAUCUAGCAGAAGAUGGAGCUUCUGCUGCAAAUGCCGGAACAGAGAAAGAAAUGGUUACGCGAAAUCGGAAGCUCCUAACGAAGGAGAAGAUUUCAUUGUUGUAAACUUCUACCGGUUUGUAUCAAUCGGAGAUCCAUCGGCUGAGAUUGCGAAGCACCUUUCUUUCUUAAAGGAUUUGAAUAUACGUGGCCGGAUAUAUCUCAAUGAACAAGGAAUUAACGCACAGUACAGUGGGCCGUCUAAAGACGCUCUGGCAUAUGUUGAAUGGGUGAAAGAAGAUGAGAGAUUCUCGGAUUUACUUGUCCAGAUGUCUCCUGCUAUCAAUGGCCAUGCGUUCCCUAAGUUGAAGCUACAGAACAAACCUUCCUUAGUGCAGUAUGAAGGAGGAAUCUCACACCUUCCCCUGCUUGAUCCACCAAUGCGAGCAAAACCCUUAGAACCAUCUGAAUGGAAAAGAAAACUGAAAGACUUAACGGAUGACGAUGAAGCGUCAGCUUCAAGUAGUGGCAGAAGCUGCAUAUUAUUGGAUGUCAGAAACGGUUAUGAGUGGGAUGUUGGUCAUUUUCGUGGGGCACAUAGACCUGAAGUUGAUUGCUUUCGGAACACUUCUUUUGGGCUAUCUGAUGAAAAGGAAGCUCCUUUAGACCCUUUGAUAAAUGUUGACAAGGAAAAGACAGAUAUACUUAUGUACUGUACUGGAGGUAUACGUUGCGAUGUAUAUUCAACAGUCUUGAGACAGCGGGGUUUCAAGAACCUGUAUACACUCAAGGGUGGAGUUUCCCAUUAUCUUGAAGAAGAAGGCACUGCUGAAUGGGUUGGAAAUCUGUUUGUGUUCGACUCUCGUCUCUCUCUCCCACCAGCUGCCUACAGUAACAACGCCAUGAGUGAUGAAGCCACAGAAACUCCACAAACGCCCGUGGAUACAACUACAAGUUUUGCAAGGUGUUAUAUAUGUGAAUCACAAGUUCAGGAACUGAGACAUCGAAACUGUGCUAACCUUGACUGCAAUCGGCUUUUCUUAUGUUGUGCAGAAUGUGUCGUCGACUUGAAGGGAUGUUGCUGUUCAAACUGCAUUACUGCCCCAAGACUUAGACCUGUCUUGCAUGGAGUAAAGAGAUAUGAAAAAUGGCAUGUAUACCGCGAUUCAUAA